AUGGCAAUGCUGGAUCCUCAACCCACUGACCGAGGCCAGGGAUCGAACCUGCAUCCUCUUGGAUGCUAGUCAGAUUUGCUUCCACUGAGUCAUGAUAGGAACUCCUCAUUUUUAUUUCUUAAUCUUUCUUAUUUUGCUCUUUUGUACUUUCCCAAAUUUUUAUCACUUGGGUUCAUUUUGCAUUUUAAAUCAUUUAUUUACUAAUCAUUUUAUUUAUCUUUAAAUUUGACCUGGGUAGUACAAUUUAGAGUGUUUUUAUAUUUUUAUUUCUAUAUAUGAAUCUUCUAACUUUUCUACAAUGUUAUUUUAUUUUUUGCAUAAUCUUAAUGUUUAACCUUUUUGUCAAAUUUCUCGUUUCUGGGAAUUUAAUGUAAGGGAAAAGAAACUGAAAACAACAACAACAACAAAUAAGUGCCCCGAUACAUUCAUUUCAGCCUUAUUCACGAUAGUACCAAACUGGAAAAACAAAGUCCCCAUGAUUCGGUAUUGCGCAUUCAUUAAAAAUGUCGGGUUCAGAAAGUACAUGUCGGCAUUGAAUGACAUCGUAUCAGCUAAGAAAAAAUGAUUCUAGAAUGUCUGAUUUUCAUGAACAUUGUAGUCACUCUGAUCUAAUAGUGAAAAGGGGGUAUAAAGAGAAAACUGCAAGAAAUAAUUAAAUUCAAAUAAACAGAUAAAAAGCCAGCUCUCUCAACAACUAAAGAGCAGGAAGAAGUACUGGGGCAAGCUACAAGGAAGUCGAACAUAUUUCAUGGAACUCAAUGCCACAGCAGGAGUUUGUCCAUUCAAAGAGCAAACGUGGCCUUUCCCCUCUGUUAGCAACGUCCUCUUCCGGCGGCGGUCACCGGGGAAAGCAUGCAGCCUGGUGCUGUAAUCCCCAGGGCACUGCUGGGGGAGGCCAGGAGGAAGCCCAUUGUGAGUCUCAGGGACCCCAGGGACCUCUGCGUGGUCAGCAAGCCGGGCCUGCUGGGUGUCUGGGUGUCCUGGAGACCCUUUCAGCACUGGGUUCUCUCACCUUACAGGCUGGCAUCGAGAUUAUGCUAAUGAACUCCAGGUCCCAAGUCUUGUUGCCUGGUGACAAAGUUUCACAGUUGAGGAGGAAGACCUGGGAGGAACGGAAUCUAUCUUCUAGCAGUUUCAUGUGACUUUUUCCUCAAGCUGAUCACCACUUGAUCAGAACAGCAUACUUAAAACACAUUCCCCUACUAAAAGAACAUGGCCAAGCGUGGGAAAGCCCCCAAGGGCAAAAAGAUCACCCUCAGUGUGGCCAAGAAUUGUAUCAAGAUCACAUUCGAUGGGAAAAAACGCCUCGACUUGAGCAAGAUGGGAAUUACCACUUUCCCCAAGUGUAUUCUGCGACUCACUGAUGUGGAUGAGCUCGACCUUAGCCGGAAUUUGAUCAGGAAGAUUCCUGACUCAAUCUCCAAGUUCCAGAAUCUGCGGUGGCUGGACUUGCACAGCAACUACAUCGAGCUCCCCGAGUCCAUCGGCCAGAUGACCACUCUGCUCUACCUCAACGUCAGCAACAACAGGCUGACCACCAACGGGCUGCCUGUGGAGCUCAACCAGCUCAAGAAUAUCCGCACCGUGAAUCUGGGCCUGAACCAUCUGGACAGUGUGCCCACCACACUGGGCGCUCUAAAGGAGCUCCAUGAGGUGGCGCUCCAUGACAACCUGCUAAACAGCAUCCCCAACAGCAUCUCCAAGCUCCCCAAGCUGAAAAAGCUCAACGUAAAGCGAAACCCCUUUCCCAAGGCAGAGGAGUCUGAUAUGUUCAUAGAUUCCAUCAAGAGGCUGGAAAACCUAUAUCUGGUGGAGGAGAAAGACCUGUGUUGGACUUGCCUGAAAAAAUGCCAACAGGCCCGGGACAAGCUGAACAAAAUCAAGAGCAUGGCCACGGCAGGACCGAGAAGGGCCAUCUUCUCCAGUUUGGCCUCACCUAACUCCACGGCCAAGGAAUCCCAGGAAGAAUGGAGGAUUCGCUCUACAUCUCUCUAGAGUAGCUUAUGGCAAAAACCUGAAGACUAAUCAGCUAACAAGAAUAAGCAACUCUGAAGAAGAAAAGCCCUCAGUUAGGAGAAGAAAGAGAGUGGCAAGGGGAAUAUUCUGGAAGCCAGGCUCUCCGAUGCUGGCCAAGCCACUGACUUGCUUCUUAAAUUCAUUUUGCCGCUCUUGCUUUAGAUCAUCUGUGUGUGAAAAUGACUUUGGGAAAUACUUGGUGUGUGGUUUUCUUUUUAAUGUGCAUAGAGGAAAUAUUUAAGAAAAUGAUAGAUAUGGAUUACAGACAAUUAAAGAUUUAAAAGAAGACUUUAAGAUAUAAAAGAAUUGUGGUCUCUAUACUUCACUUGAGCUGGCAAAAUCCCAACACCAGUCACCUCUGAUAAGUUGUGUAUGUCUACUGUGAUCCUCAGCCACUAAAAUUUAUAUAAAGAAUUCAUACCAAAAAAAAACCUUGGAAAUACUAUGGAUAGGUCAAAGUAGAGUUUUAACAAACCUUUCAGUAAUGCAACAGUAAGUAGGAUAAAAACACAGAAAUGAACAACAGAGGGAAAAAUAGGAAACAAAAAAUAAAAUGGCAGACCGAUAUCCUAAUAUCUUAAUAAUUACAUUAAAUAUAAAUUGUUUUCUUUAUUUGUGAUGGCCCCAAAUGAGAAACAACCAAAUUUCCCUCAACAGGUAAAGGGUUAAACCAACUCUGGCAUAUCCACAUCAUGGAAUACCACUCAGCGAUCAAAAGGAGCAUGUAAAACACACAACAACUUGGAUGGAUUUCAACAGCAUUAUUCUGAGUAAAAAAGACCUAUCUCCAAAGGCCACAUACUCUAGGAUUCCAUUUACAGAAAAUUAUCUAAAUAACAAAAUGUAGAGAUGAGAAACAGAUCAUUAGUUGCCAGGGGUUACAGAUGAUGAGAAGUGAUAGAGGGCAGGCAUGACCAUGAAGCGGUGGACAAGAAAUAUCUUUGUGGUAAUAAAAAUAAUCGCUAUGUUGAGAGUGGUGGUGGUUACAAGAAUCUAUAAUAUGAUAAAAUGACAGAGAACUAUGCAUACAUAUUGUACCAAUGUCAAUUUUCUGGUUUUGAAAUUGUACUAUAGUUAUGUAAGAUGUAACCAUUGGGGGAAUUAAAGUGAAGCCUGAAAAGGGCCUCUCUGUAUUAUUUUUUGCAACUUCCUGUGAAUCUACAGUUAUCUUAAAAUAAAAAAAUUAAAUUCUUACGGCCUAUAUGCAGUGAUAAACAGAAACUUAUAUAUCUGCUAUGUGCUAAUUUAUGAGUAACCACGGUAAUAAAGUGCUUCAAUCAUCCUGAAGA
Molecule: messenger RNA, 3305 nt
Organism: Sus scrofa (pig)
Lineage: Eukaryota; Metazoa; Chordata; Mammalia; Artiodactyla; Suidae
Source: RefSeq, a predicted model, not a curated record